UCACGAUCGCAGGCGCACAGCGCUUGGCUUGAGAUUCCGAGGACUCUUAUCCUCGAAUGAUUCAACUGUCAUUGAAAGGUUGGACGUACAGCCUCCAUCAUGGUCAAAUUUUUGGAGCCGAGAUUUCGGAGAUGCCCACCCUUGCACAAGCACUGCAUCUCAAACGAACCUCUAGAGACGAGGCUGGUGGCCUUACACGAAGCGAUAGCAGCAGGGGAGGAUCCGAAUGAACUUGGCGGCUGGAAAGAUCCCGGCAUCGCUCGUCCUCUACAUUAUGCUAUAGAUGAUUCGGUACAGCAUGAUCUUAGACAGCUCAAACAGAAUCUGCCCGUCGUGCAAUUGCUACUGCAAGCAGGUGCGGAUCCAAGGCUACCUUGCAUAACGCUACCUCGCAGGUCUCCAAUCGAGGAACUUGAAGUUUGGAUAGGAGUAUACAAGAAAUCUGGUCAUUCCACAUGGGAGAAAGAGUUUGUUGAGCUGUAUCCGUUUUACGAGGAUGCAUUACUUGCUAUGAAGAAGGUGGCAGCUGAGCUCGAUGCAAAGGACGCUGCAUUGGAACGGCAGAUUCGUAACGGGGGCAGGUCCUGGCUUAGUUGGCUUGAUAAGGCAAGAUUUUGGUGAAUGCCGACUUCCAUAUGAAGGCGAUUUGCCCACGUCUAUAUGCGUUAUGCAAUGCAUCAACGAAGACCAGCGACGGUUUCUCCUUACUGCUCCAUGGCGGGGAGCGGGAAUUCUUCAAGUUCUUUCAGGAAGA
Molecule: messenger RNA, 754 nt
Organism: Boeremia exigua
Lineage: Eukaryota; Fungi; Ascomycota; Dothideomycetes; Pleosporales; Didymellaceae
Exons: 2
Coding region: 100-621 (173 amino acids)
Source: RefSeq, a predicted model, not a curated record